This is a messenger RNA of Caenorhabditis elegans, 415 nucleotides long. The record is from the annotation of a RefSeq genome assembly. NCBI's taxonomy places the organism in Eukaryota, Metazoa, Nematoda, Chromadorea, Rhabditida, Rhabditidae.
ACGAUACUCCGAUCCGUCUUGGCACCUCUUACAGAAUAACAAAGCAAGAAAUGGAAGAAUGGUCCACUGUCAACAAAACGCUGUACAACAAAACGCCGAAAACUCUUCCAACUGGCCGAUGGAAGCGCUCUGCAGAUGUGCCACUACCAUCACCAUCACCACCACCACCACCACAACAACUAACCCCUGACACGUUUCCCGAGGCUGAAGCUGUCGCAACCGGAGCUCCACAAUCACCACCGAAAACUACAAAAAGUACACGAGAGGCCUAAAUACCUUGAGGGUAAAGCUGAGGAAGCUUUGUUCCCCACUGCUGCCGCAUCAACAAUCCACCCCAAGUACAUCUACGAUGCCAGUACGCUCAUUCUACCAAUGUGUUUCGACUGUAGAAGUGCGAGCCGACAUCUUGAUAUGA